AUGCGGCGUCACAAUGUCCUCGUAGCUCUGCUGCUUUCGCUCUCACUCUCCUUCCACAGCGCCCAUGGCGAAGUUACGACACAAGCGCCGUCGCAAUGGCAAGCACAAGUCUUUCACGACCCCGUCAAGCAUCAUGGCAAGCACCACAUGUCAGUCAUGGCCCACCGCAUACUUCAUCCGCCCUUUCUCACCGACGUACUGGAGCGGGCCUCGCAAGAAAUGGCCAAGUUGGAGUCAGAACUCGACAAGAACUUUGACAUUCCCACCAGCGUGCAGAAGAGGGCAGCCAGACCAUCUCACUUGCACUCACGCUCUUACAAUGAUCGUUUGCAGGCCAGAGCAGAAGGAGCGUCGGGCGGCGAUAUUACGAAAAGGGGCGAGAAUCGCCGGUGGGUGGGCGAUGAGGGUCUUGGCUUGAGCAUAGCCCGCGCGUCCAACACUCAAAGGGACAACGAAGUGAGUUGUAAAAGCGAAGUUCUUGUCUCAAGGGUCAUCUUGAUGCUGACCGAACGUCCACCGCACUCCUGUUGAUCAGUGGCUGAUUGAAGUCGGCGUUGGUACACCCUCACAACCCAUCAAGAUGGUCGUCGACACUGGCUCAGCCGACUCUUGGAUGGUGCGUAUCAGCUCGAUGGCAUAGCUUACUUGAUGAGGAGAGCGGGAAGAGCUGAAUCCCCGCUUCUCCCCUGGUGUUCUUAGUACUCGCCGUCGUGCUGCUACGGCAAGAGUCACCACUACUUCGAUCCAGCCGCCUCCUCCACAUUCUCCAACCGCACCCUCUCUACUAACGGCCGGCCCAUCCGUGCGGCAUCCGGCGUACAAGGCCAGUGGUGGAGCACAUCCUACGCUGGCGGCUCAGGGACCGAUGGGUACCUGGGCAUCGACACGAUGCAAAUUGGAAAUCCGUCUGUCAAUGUGCCGGACUCGACCAUUGGCCUUGCGCUCGCCGUCAACGGUCAGCAGCGUGCAUCAAGGAAGAUGGAAGGUUUGCUAGGUUUCAGUCCGGGCGCUCUCAGCCCCACGCGUGGAGGUUGGGUCACGCCUUUCGAGAAGAUGACGCGGGACGGGACCCUGGCGUACCCGGUGCUCACCGCCAAUUUGCUCAAGGCGGACCGCAGGACAGGUAAAGGAGGCGGAGGCCAAUACACGUUUGGAGAUGUCAAACAACCCAACAUGGACGGGGAAAUGAAGUGGAUUGAUUCCACUAGCACGUACUACUGGGGUGCACACGGAGCCGGGCUGCGCAUGGGCGACCACCAUCUCAAUGACGAUGAUCACAACAAGCGCUUCAUCCUGGACACUGGCUCCUCCAUUCUGUACCUGUCGAGCAGAAGCGCAGCGCUGGGCAACGCACAGAUUGCCGGGUCGUACUAUGCGGCAGAAUCCUCGCUCGGCACAAAAUGGCUCGUUCCCUGCGCCACCGGGCUGGUCGAAUACGAGCGUCAACUGCCCCCUGCGCAAAGGACGCCGCCAUUUUGGGUGGAUCUGGAUGGAGCUCAGUUUGCCAUUCCUGCCGAAGAUCUCGUAUUUUGGCCAAACAGUCCCAUAGACCCUUCAGAGACGGGAGGAAGAGAAAACAUGUGCUUUUCCACCAUUCAGGAAGGUUCUGAACAAUUGGCCGUCAUUGGAACUGCUUUCAUCAAGAACCACAUCGUCUCGUUUGCCUUUACGGACAACAAGGCUACGAAUCGAAGGAUCGGCAUUGCAAAUCGCUCCGACGUCAACCUCUUUCCCAACCUGAACUGA
Molecule: messenger RNA, 1746 nt
Organism: Ceraceosorus bombacis
Lineage: Eukaryota; Fungi; Basidiomycota; Exobasidiomycetes; Ceraceosorales; Ceraceosoraceae
Source: the annotation of a GenBank genome assembly